Aspergillus alliaceus is the source of this 1821-nucleotide messenger RNA. RefSeq names its product purine-cytosine permease family protein. Gene Ontology annotation, cellular component: plasma membrane. Gene Ontology annotation, molecular function: transmembrane transporter activity. The coding region runs from base 183 to 1688 and encodes 501 amino acids. The transcript is spliced from 5 exons. The record is from RefSeq and is a predicted model, not a curated record. NCBI's taxonomy places the organism in Eukaryota, Fungi, Ascomycota, Eurotiomycetes, Eurotiales, Aspergillaceae. Gene Ontology annotation, biological process: transmembrane transport.
UUUUUUUUAACAAUGGAGUUUGGAGGUGUAGUUUUGAGGGCAUAUAUAGUAAGAUUUGUGAGGUCCGGAUAGUCGACCGGCUUGCCGCGGUAUGCCGCGGGUUGAUAGCUUGGAUCUGCGUGGUUGAUAUGGCGUCAGUUUGGUGAUUAUCGUGUUAUCGGGAUGCCGCGGGGUUUAGUUGUAUGAGUUGUACAGUGGAAACUAGAUAUAACUGGGCGAGUUGGCGAGUAGAUAUACAUACCAAGACUUCGUCGAGCAUAGAGGCUUCUGAGAAGGCCUAUUCAUCAUGGAUACACACUCUCUCCAUAGAGACAGGGGGGAUCCAAAGGGUUACACCAGAUCAACGGCAGGAUAAUGUUACUCAUUUCUGGAAUGCAUGCACCUUUUGGCUGAGUGCGAACAUGGCUGUAGCCACUCUUACCACAGGCGCUCUUGGUGGGCCCAUGGGCCUCAGGUUUGGGGAUAGUUUGAUCGUCAUCCUGGUCGUUAACUUGAUCAGUGACCUGCUUCCAGCAUGGACUGCAGCAUUUGGUCUCACAGGACUGCGCAUGACCACAUUCUCGCGAUACUCCUUCGGCUACUGGGGCAAUCUGCUCGUCGUUGUUUUUUCAAUGGUCGCAACCACCGGCUGGAACGCAAUUAACUCUAUCUCCGGUGCCGCAGUCCUCAAUGCUCUCUCCGACGGACAAUGCCCAACCUGGGUUGGGGUUAUCAUCAUCUGCACGGUUGUCUGGAUCAUCUGCGUGCUAGGGAUCAAUUGGAUCCACAAAAUCGAUAGCUUUAUCUGGAUCCCGCCGCUGAUAGUCUGGUGUGUAACCGCAGGAACAGGAGCGUCGCAUUUCAGCAGCAACGAACCCAAGAGCUUCACCACCAGCGAGGACAGAGCGGCUGCGAUUCUGUCCUUCAUGGCGGUCAUCUUCUCCUUCUCCGUCUCAUGGGUCAACUGCGCAGCGGACUACAAUGUCCGCAUGCCGAUCAACACCUCCCGCGCCAAGAUCUUCGGCGCAACGUACAUCGGCAUCCUGAUCCCCUCCGUGCUAGUCCAAGCCCUAGGCGCCGCGCUGUACACCGGCACGAUACAUUCUCCGCAGUGGAAGGCAGCAUAUAUCAGUUCCGGAGUAGGCGGGCUACUUAAGAUGGCGCUGGAACCAGCCGGUAGGUUUGGUAAAUUUCUAAUGGUUCUAGCUGCACUGAGCGCGAUCCCGAACAACAUCCCAAACAACUACUCCUUCGCUCUCCAUGCGCAGAACUUCGGCCCCUGGGCCCUCCGCAUCCCCCGCAUCGCCCUCGUCACGUUCGGCUUCGUCCUCUCCGUAAUUGUAGGCUGCUGUGCGGCCCAGUACUUCAAGGACACAUUGCAGACAUUCCUUAGCGUAAUUGGCUACUGGACUGUCAUACACAUCGUCGUCGUAGCGGAGGAGCAUAUCGUCUUCCGACGCGGUUGGGAGGGCUACGAUCUGGAAGCCUGGGGUGAUCCGGCAAAGAUGCAGUUUGGGUGGUCGGCCAUCGGGGCGUUUGGCGCGGGCUUUGUGGGGGCUGCGCUGGGGAUGAAGGUUGCGUGGUAUGUUGGGUCGAUCGCUGGGUUGAUCGGGAAUGGGGCAAAUGUUGGUCAUGAGUUGACGGGUGCUUUUUCGGGAAUUGUCUUUUUGGGGUUGAGGUGGGUUGAGAAACGGGUUUCUGGGAAAUAGCUUACUUUUGAGUUUGGCAUUGAAUGUUUAAAUGGUUUGGGGUUGAGUUUGUAUAUACAAUAUUAUCAGCGGGUGAGGCUAUCCCGACAGCAAUGAUAUAUAUGUUCUUGGAGCUUUAUAUGGAGCUCAUUCU